Molecule: messenger RNA, 976 nt
Organism: Chenopodium quinoa (quinoa)
Lineage: Eukaryota; Viridiplantae; Streptophyta; Magnoliopsida; Caryophyllales; Amaranthaceae
Product: heme-binding-like protein At3g10130, chloroplastic
Exons: 1
Coding region: 245-877 (210 amino acids)
Source: RefSeq, a predicted model, not a curated record
UUACAGCAUCUAGUUCAAUAUGGGACGUGGAGAAAGAAUGUCCGCAACUCCUGCCUCUCUUACGAACCACAAACAGAAUUCCAAAUGGUCAUCUAUCACCUUACUACCCCUUCCCCAAGUGAAGGAGAACGCAACAGGUAUAACAUUCCUGACACCAAAACAUCCCAAUAUAAUCUCAAUAAAUUUUACCAAAUCAUUUCAUAAAAAACCCAAUUCAAAACUUCCCAAAAAUCCUUGAACAAAAAUGGGUAUGAUAUUAGGCAAGAUCACAGUAGAAACCCCAAAACAUGAAGUUUUACAAUCAACAAACGAGUAUGAAAUACGCAAGUACCCAUCAUCAGUUAUUGCCGAAGUAACAUAUGAUCCAACCCAAAUGAAUGGUAACAAAGAUGGUGGGUUCACCAUUUUAGCCAAUUACAUUGGCGCUUUGGGCAAUCCUCAGAACAACAAGGCUGAAAGUGUUGCUAUGACAGCCCCAGUUGUAACACAAUCAAAGGCCGAGGAUGUCGGGGAGAAGAUAGCUAUGACAGCCCCAGUUGUAACAAAAGAACAAAGGGGUGGCGUAGCCGAAGGCGGGGAAAAGAAGAUGAUAACUAUGCAGUUUAUAUUGCCUGAUAAAUAUAAAAGAGUUGAAGAUGCGCCGAAGCCGUUGGAUGAGAGGGUGGUGAUUAAGGAAGAAGGGGAGAGGAAGUAUGGUGUGGUGAAGUUUAGUGGAGUUGCGAGUGAUGGUGUGGUGAAGGAUAAGGUGGAGGGGUUGAGGAUUGCAUUGGAGAAAGAUGGGUAUAAAGUGAUUGGGGAGCAUUUGUUAGCUAGAUAUAAUCCUCCUUGGACUUUGCCAUUUUGUAGGACUAAUGAAGUUUUUAUACCAGUUGAGUGAGUGAGAUUAAAUUAGUAUAGGUUGUAAUUUAUGUUGUAAUAUUUCGUUUUUUGUGUUUUGUAAAACUAUGGAGUAUAAAUCUUUUGGUUGUCUUUUUAA